Molecule: messenger RNA, 1053 nt
Organism: Lipotes vexillifer (Yangtze River dolphin)
Lineage: Eukaryota; Metazoa; Chordata; Mammalia; Artiodactyla; Lipotidae
Product: zinc finger protein 501-like
Exons: 3
Coding region: 1-1053 (350 amino acids)
Biological process (GO): regulation of transcription by RNA polymerase II
Cellular component (GO): PcG protein complex; chromatin; transcription regulator complex
Molecular function (GO): RNA polymerase II cis-regulatory region sequence-specific DNA binding; DNA-binding transcription factor activity, RNA polymerase II-specific
Source: RefSeq, a predicted model, not a curated record
AUGGACCCACACCCAAAGGUCCCCAGCAUAUAUGAUAGGGAUACUUUACAGAUUCCUGAGAAUGAAAAAGCUAUUCAGUAUGAGGACCAGUUAGAAAGGCAUGAGGACAAGCCUGAAGAAGAAAGAUGGUAUAAAUGCAGUGAGUGUGGAAAGAAGUUUGCCCAGAGCUCAAGCCUUGUUCGACAUCGGAGAAUCCACACCGGAGAGAAACCCUAUGAGUGUGAUGACUGUGGAAAAGCCUUCAAUGCGCGCUCAACCCUCACUGUGCAUAAAAGAAUCCACACUGGUGAGAAACCCUAUACUUGUAAUGAGGGUAGGAAAGCAUUCAGUGUGAGGGCGCACCUAAUUAUACAUCAGAGAAUCCACAAUGGAGAGAAACCCUAUGAAUGUAAUGAAUGUGGCAGAGCAUUUAGUGUGAGCUCAGACCUCAUCAAACAUCAGAGAAUCCACUCUGGUGAGAAACCUUAUGAGUGUGAUGAGUGUAGGAAAGCCUUCAGCAUGAGCUCAGACCUCAUCAAACAUCAGAGAAUCCACACAGGAGAGAAGCCAUAUGAGUGUAAGGAGUGUGGGAAGGCCUUCUAUGUGAACUCAGCCCUUAUUAAUCACCAGAGGAUUCAUUCUGGAGAAAAGCCCUAUAAGUGUGGAGAAUGCAGGAAAGCAUUCAGCCAGAUCUCAACUCUUAUUCUUCAUCAGAGAAUCCAUACUGGAGAGAAACCAUACGAGUGUGACGAGUGUGGGAAAGCAUUCCAUGGGAGCUCAAGUCUCAUUGAACAUAAGCAAAUUCAUUUUGGACAGGAACCUUAUCUAUGUCACGAAUGUGGCAAAGCCUUUAAGUUCUCUGAUAGCCUUGCUAAACAUCAGAGAAUCCAUACUGAAGAGAAAACUUAUUGGUUUAAAGAGUAUAAUACUGUAGGAUUCAUUGUGUUUCGAGUCUGGUCACCCGCCAAAGAACCCACAAUGGAAAGCACCAUUAUGAAUGUAGAGUGUCCCAAGACCCAUCCUGCCCUGCUGAAGCAGUUCUAUGAAGGGGUGGUAGAUUAUGAGUAUACAUGA